Messenger RNA from Penicillium mononematosum, 1689 nucleotides. RefSeq lists its product as uncharacterized. The transcript is spliced from 3 exons. Gene Ontology annotation, molecular function: dipeptidyl-peptidase activity. NCBI's taxonomy places the organism in Eukaryota, Fungi, Ascomycota, Eurotiomycetes, Eurotiales, Aspergillaceae. The coding region runs from base 1 to 1689 and encodes 562 amino acids. The record is from RefSeq and is a predicted model, not a curated record.
AUGCCUAUCCCAUAUCAAGUCGCCUUCAAGCCACUGACCAAGCCCGAAGUCGGUGUCAAUGGCUAUGUCGAGCCUUCUCCAGGAAAAUCAGAGGUCAUACCCAAGGGCUCUGCGCCAUACAAUGCCAGAAAACUUGAAUCCGACGUUCGGAUCGACCAUGAUGUCGCUAUCACCGUUCGAGACGGCUGCCAACUCUACGCUGACAUCUACCGACCAACGAGCGCCGAAAAAGUACCUGUGAUUAUACCAUGGUCCCCCUAUGGCAAGAAAUACUCCGCGCUUGAGAUGAUUUUCAAUGUCUGCACUUGGGCUUGUUGUCUGGAGCGCGGUGAUUUAAGUGGACUGGAGAAAUUUGAGGGCUUGGACCCGGCUUGGUGGGUGGCGCGAGGCUACGCUAUUGCCAGCGUUGAUGCCCGCGGAGCUGGUAACAGUGAUGGCGAUACGUGCUGUAUGGGGUUGCAAGAAGCUGAAGAUGCACACGACGUGAUUGAGGGUCUCGCCAAGCUGGCAUGGUGUAAUGGCAACGUCGGCAUGGCGGGAUCUGGAGACAUCUUUCGGGAGCAAUUCUGUCGAGGUGGAUGGUUCAACAUGAGCAAUUAUGAUCUGAUCACCACGCUGGUCAUCAAGGGAAAUUCCGGGGUUGAGGACAUUGCCGAAAUGUAUCGCCGGAGCCCACAAUCCAACGUUUACUGGAACGACAAGCGGGUCGACAUGACAAAGAUCAACAUCCCAUGCUUCAUUACCGGAUCUGACUUCAGCCAAAUUCACACCAUGGGUGCCAUUCGCGGAUGGAUGGAAGUCGGCACGGACAAGAAGUGGAUCAAAUGGAGUGGUUACCAAGAGUGGUUUGAGCUUUACGCGGUACCCGAGAGCUACCUAGAAUUGAAGGAAUUCUUCGACAAAUACCUCAAGGGUAUUGAUAACGAUUGGGAAAAGACACCCAAAGUACGCUGGACAACUCUUCCAUUUGGAAACAAAGAUGUCACCAGCGACAUAGUCCUCCCCGAUUUUCCCGUACCAAACACCGAUUACCGUACCCUAUACCUUACCUCAGACGGUUGCCUCUCUCCUGAACUUCCGAGUCAAAGUGGUACAGCUGUGCACAACUCGGAAGACCGAUGGUCUGUCUCAAAGUUCAAGUAUACCUUUACGCAGAAGAGCCGGCUCCUUGGCCUUCCCAAGAUAGAGCUCUUCAUGAGCUGUAUGGAGCUAGAUGACAUGGUCGUAUUUGUGCAGCUACGUAAGCUCAGCAAGGAAGGCAAAGAGCUCGGACAGCUACAAUUCCCCUUCGAUCGUGCACCGGUCAAUUCCAUGGACGAAAUUGCGGAGAAAGACAGAGUGAGUUUAACAACCCAUCUUGGCUCCAUCGGCAUUCUGCGCGCUUCGCAGCGAAAGAUCGAUUCGAACCGCUCCAUACAUCCCCAGUUUCCCUUCCACCCCCAUGAUGAAGUCCAAAAGGUACCGAAGGGAGAGGUGGUAAAGUUGGAGAUUGGUAUCUGGGCUAUGGGUGUCGACUAUGAGGAGGGUGAGAGUGUUCAAGUGGAUAUUCUGGGCCAGUACCCAGGUUUCACUGAGGUUGCAGCGUUCUCUAAGCCUAGACCUGACUACGAGAUGAACAAGGGGGAGCACACCGUCCACUUUGGUGCAGAGUUCCCUAGUCGAGUCAUUCUCCCUUUUGUGCCACUAUAG